CCUCCAUCUCCUCCGUCUCCUCCAUCCAGUCCCACCACGCCUCUCAACCACUCCUCUGCCUCUAGAUUCCCUGCUUGCCGACCAUUCGAGAUGUCCACGACAUGGACGUUCCCUUCAACACGACCUCUCUUCGCUUCAGAACCUUCUGCCAUACAAACAAUGACAUGUCAUCCCCGCCGAGCAUUGACUCGCGCUCUGGCCACAUUCCGGACGACUUUGACACCAUUAUGAGUCGGACCAAUGAAAGCCGCAAUUCGAACAUUGAUGCGAAAUUGCAAUGUUGUUGUGGUAGGCCAGAAUGCGCUUACUUGGAGAACAACAACACUCUUCUGGGUGGAAUUGAGAGAGAUCUAGAGACCGCUGCAAAACUCGGCCAGGCCCUCCUAAAUCGCCAUGAAUCCUAUGUGAACGAAUCCCAACUCGAGCAUGAAAGGCUCACAGCCUAUAUCAACGAAAUAGAGAAUGAGAGAAACACUUUGCAAGCGGCCAACGAGAAGAUUGUAGAAGAGAAUCGCGGACUUCUUGACCAGCUCGAAUCUGCCAAUAACUCACUCAAAGAGAGUGACAACCAUGUCAAAAGUCUUGAAGCGCUGCUCCGGGAUUGUGAGGUGGAAGUUCGGAGGUUGAAUGGUCUCAGCCGGCGGACUGAAGAGUUGGAGCUGAAGGUACUGGACAUGGAGAGGGAACGGAUCACACUUUCGGAAAAGGUCGAAGAAUCCGAGGAAGAGACCCGAAGCACUAUUCAGCGAUGGAAGGAGAGCGUGCUCAAGGUCAGACAGCUUGAGUACGAAGUCCAGAGAAUCGAAUGGGAAGCCAAGCAAGACAGACAGCGACACGAAGAAAUCAUAGCCAGGCUUGAACGAGAACGAGCAAUAGAACGUGAGCUGGGCGGCGCAGAAGGCAGGCUGAAAGGCGCAGCUGCCCUUCAAACUCUGAUCGGGAAAGCUGCAGCAAAGAGCAACGUUGUCAGCCACUUUGUGCGGGACAUUCUUCAGGACAAUGCCAAUCUUCAAGCUGGAAUUGCCGAGUUGCGAGAGUUGUUGCAGAACUCCAACGAGGAAGUGCAGAAUUUACGGGAACAGGUCUUACAACAUCAAGCUAUUGACUAUGACGAUACGAUGGAAGAGCCGCUCAAGUCUACACCACUGAGCGAGGAACUUGGCUGGACGGAGCCUUCUCCGAAACAAGUACAGCAAGAAGUUCAUGUACAUCACCACUACCAUGCAAAGAUUGCUGGCCGACGAGAUCGGACUCCUACCUUACGCAAGUCUUCUCGCAAACGACCCAUAUUCGGACUCGGAACACUGCCAGCGACACCAGAAUCUUCCGCGCCUACAACACCUCUAUCCGGUCCUCAUCGUCAUGUCUCCAGUCCUGUUCUACCUCUGGCGCUCCACUAUCCCCAACCAAGAUACAAUCGAUGGUCUGUACAAUCAGCUGCUACAGGUUCCACAAUGCUGUCCAGUUUCCCAAGCUCCCCGAGGUCAUAUUAUGAACCCAGUAGUUCGAUAUUUGAUCGGCUCGAAGCGGAGGAAGAGUCAUCCAGACCAACGAGUCCAGAGUCGGCCGCUGGCUUUUCGGAGCCCAGGUACAAAAGCUUCCAGUCGCGAUUCGCAGAAGCUUCGCCAGAUCCUUUGGAAGAAGAGGACUUCGUCGACGAACCCGAGCUUGGACCAGAUGGUGCAUCCGACUUGCACCACCAAACAAGCCUGCUAUCAGAGGGAAGCAAGAGUCAGGACCCAGCGCAGGACCUGACACCUAAGCCUUCUCAGAUGCUUGUCACGGUCGGUCGUAUCACUCCAGAAGAUGAUCCGGGACCCUCUGACACUGCUGAUGAAGAGGCUGAGUUAGAUGACACCACCGCGACACCAGUGGCUUCGAAUGCGGUAUUCGAGGGCUCUAAAAUAGGAUCUCCGGCAGAGACAAGCAAGAGGACCUCCGGAGAUGUCACGCCAACCACGGCAGCCCGUGAGUUGCACGAGACACCAGACAUUCAGGUGCAAAUGAGCCAUCGUCGUACGAACUCGCACGAGUCAUUGGUGUCCAUAUCUGGUAUGGAUAUACACAUUGCACAACGCCCAACGACCGCAAGUUCCCAGUCAUCGAGCUUGUUGAAAGGGAACCGAGCCUAUUUCGCGCUGUCUCCUUCUGUAGCGCGCAGACUGCCAGCUGCACAGCCAUUGACAACAGUGACUGAGUUUACGGCUCUCAGUUCACCUAGAUCUGUCAGCACGGACAGCAUUCCCUCCGCAAACACCGCGCCCAGCCAAAGUAUUGAAGCACUAAGCGGCCUUGCCGGCAUUCCGAAGCCUGCGCCACAAGAGCAGUCCAGCGGAUUCGGGCGUUUCGUGGGAGGAUGGGUGAGAGGAAAAUGGGGAAUGGCACCGAUGAAGUCUACCUCAGAUCUAAAGCCUUUGAUGUCAGGAUCAACCACUUCCCUGGAAGUCCAGCCUCCGCCAAUCUCAUUAUUUCCAGGUGGAAGAAUGCCGGGUAUCAAUCAGAAAGGUGCAAUACCUGGUUUUAAAUUCCGACGAGUACCAAGCUCAGGCGUGCAGAUGAGCAUGGUGGAUGAGGAUGGUCUGCAGGAGAGUCUCGCUGGAUGAAGAUCACUCACUAAUAUCCUUCUCUUGCACCCUACAAGCCGUUUAUAUGUCGGGUGGACAUCAUCUACGCGAAUGACUAACGAAAUACCAGCCCUUCAUUUUUCAGCUCCUGGAAUAUUCAUUGGCCUAGAAGGGUCGAGAUUUGGGCGGCUUCUUGCCCUAUUACUGAAAUGAUACCCCGGCAACCUAAUAUGCCACAACAUAUACUCUGUAUCGUGCCGAUGCGAGUUAUAGCUCUCCGGCUGAAUAUAAUCAAUAAUUUCGCUCUAGCGAACCCC
This is a messenger RNA of Exophiala xenobiotica, 2881 nucleotides long. RefSeq lists its product as uncharacterized. The record is from RefSeq and is a predicted model, not a curated record. Lineage: Eukaryota; Fungi; Ascomycota; Eurotiomycetes; Chaetothyriales; Herpotrichiellaceae. The coding region runs from base 102 to 2603 and encodes 833 amino acids. The transcript is spliced from 2 exons.